Molecule: messenger RNA, 2926 nt
Organism: Cebus imitator (Panamanian white-faced capuchin)
Lineage: Eukaryota; Metazoa; Chordata; Mammalia; Primates; Cebidae
Gene: ZNF571
Product: zinc finger protein 571
Exons: 4
Coding region: 764-2593 (609 amino acids)
Biological process (GO): negative regulation of transcription by RNA polymerase II; regulation of cytokine production; regulation of immune system process
Source: RefSeq, a predicted model, not a curated record
CUCCAUCUCAAAAACAAACAAAACUAACAAUAAGUUUGUUUCUUAUGUUGGUAUAACAGCAUGGUGGUUAGUUCAUAAUAUGAAAUUAAAAAUUUUUGAAUAUGGGUAUACCCCUAUAUUCAGAUUUUCCCAAUUCUUUCAAAGACAUAUUUUUACAGUAGGUUUGUUGAAAUCUGGAUCAAAAUAGAGUUCACAUAUUGCACUUGGUGGCUAAAACUCUUAAACUUCUUUAAUCCAUGACAGUUUCCCUCCUGUGUUUUGUUUUGGUUUGUUUUAAUUGAUGCUGCUGAUUUGUAGAAAAACUAGAUCAUUUGUCCUGUAGAAUAUUCUGUAUUCUGCUUUUAGCUAACUGCUUCCUUGUACUGUCAUAUAAUUGUUUUCCAUUGCUUCAUAUUUCUGUAAACAGGCAGCUAGAUCUAGAGGCUUGAUCAGAUUCAGAUCAGAUUUUCCUAAAUCACCUUUUUAGGGAAAAGUAAUUCAUAGUUGGCACUGUGCACUUCCUAUUACAUUGCAUCAUGAGUCCCUUACAGUCAGGUGUCCCACUUUCAGUGAUGUCAUAUUGAUGUGUUUAAAUGUUGUUCAUUUAAUCCUUUCCUUUUUUGCACCUAAAUUAGCAUGCAUUCUCAAUGAGGGUGGAGGAUAUCUCAAACUUGUUUGUGACAAGGAAGAGCCCAAAAACUCAUAGCACUGGCUUCUGUGGACUUCACACACCUCCAGGAGAGGAACCCAGAAAACUGAUCACUUCUGACGGCUCUAAAAAACCAUGCCCCAUUUGUUGGUGACUUUCAGGGAUGUGGCCAUUGACUUCUCUCAGGAGGAAUGGGAAUGCCUGGACCCUGCUCAGAGGGACUUGUACAGGGAUGUGAUGUUGGAGAACUACAGCAACCUGAUCUCAUUGGACUUGGAAUCCAGUCGUGAGAUUAACAAGUUAUCUUCAGAAAAGGAAAUUUAUGAAAUGGAAUCACUCCGGUGGGAGAAUAUGGGGAAGUUUAUCAACCAUCACGUUCAAUACAAUGGUCUUGGAGACAAUAUGGAGUGCAAAGACAACUUAGGGGGUCAAGAAGCAAGUCAGGAAGGACUUUACAUGUAUGUCAAAAUUACCUGUGAAGAAAAGGCCACUGAAAGCCAUUCAACCUCUUCUACUUUUCACCAGAUAAUUCCUACCAAGGAAAAAUUGCACAAAUGUAAGGAAUGUAGACAAGAUUUUUGCUACCUGUCAUGCCUUAUUCAACAUGAGAAAAAUCAUAAUACAGAAAAACGCUCUAAAGUCAGGAAGCAUAGGAAUACCUGCAGCAAAAAGCCAAGCUAUAGUCAACAUCAGAUAAUUCAGACUGGUGAGAAACCUUAUGAGUGUAUGGAAUGUGGAAAGGCCUUUGGUCGUAGUUCUGAUCUCAUUCAACAUCAGAAAAUUCAUACUAAUGAAAAACCUUAUCAGUGUAAAGCAUGUGGGAAAGCUUUUAUUCGUGGUUCACAGCUCACUGAACAUCAGAGAGUUCAUACAGGAGAGAAACCAUAUGAAUGUAAGAAAUGUGGAAAAGCCUUUAGUUACUGUUCACAAUAUACGCUUCAUCAGAGAGUUCAUAGUGGUGAAAAACCUUAUGAAUGUAAAGAAUGUGGGAAGGCCUUUAUUCUUGGCUCUCAACUUACUUACCAUCAAAGAAUUCAUAGUGGUGAGAAACCCUAUGAGUGUAAGGAAUGUGGAAAGGCCUUUAUUCUUGGUUCACACCUUACAUAUCAUCAGAGAGUUCAUACUGGUGAAAAACCUUAUAUAUGUAAAGAAUGUGGGAAAGCCUUUUUAUGUGCCUCCCAACUGAAUGAACAUCAGAGAAUUCAUACAGGUGAGAAGCCCUAUGAAUGUAAAGAAUGCGGAAAGGCCUUUUUUCGUGGCUCACAACUUACUUACCACCUGAGAGUUCAUUCAGGUGAGAGACCCUAUAAGUGCAAAGAAUGUGGGAAAGCUUUUAUUUCUAAUUCUAAUCUUACUCAACAUCAAAGAAUUCAUACGGGAGAGAAGCCCUACAAAUGUAAGGAAUGUGGAAAGGCCUUUAUUUGUAGCAAACAACUUAGUGAACAUCAGAGAAUUCAUACAGGUGAGAAACCCUUUGAAUGUAAGGAAUGUGGAAAGGCUUUUAUUCGUGUUGCAUAUCUUACUCAACAUGAGAAAAUUCAUGGUGAGAAACAUUAUGAAUGUAAGGAAUGUGGGAAGACCUUUGUUCGUACUACACAACUUACAUAUCAUCAAAGAAUUCAUACAGGUGAAAAGCCCUACAAAUGUAAGGAAUGUAACAAGGCCUUUAUUUAUGGCUCACAGCUUAGUGAACAUCAGAGAAUUCAUAGAGGUGAAAAACCUUAUGAAUGUAAACAAUGUGGGAAGGCUUUUAUUCGUGGUUCACACCUUACUGAACAUCUGAGAACUCAUACUGGAGAGAAACCCUAUGAAUGUAAGGAAUGUGGGAAAGCCUUUAGUCGUGGUUCAGAACUUACUCUGCAUCAAAGGAUCCAUACUGGUGAGAAACCCUAUACAUGUGUCCAGUGUGGCAAAGACUUUAGACGUCCUUCACAACUUACUCAACAUAUAAAGCUUCAUAAUUGAGAAAGCCUUGAAUGUGAUUAAAUAUAAGAAGGUCUUCAUCAUCAAUAUCAUAUCUAUAUGAAUGUAGGACAUCCUUUUGCUUCUGCUUAGAAUCGACUCAUUCUUAGAAGGCCUAUAUUAACCUGGAUGCAGAAUGACUUCAGAAACCCCUUAGAUAAUUUACAUUUGUAUAACCCUAGAAUAUAAAGCUGAAUUAUAUCCUUUAUCAAGGAUCAUCUCCAUUUCACCAUAUCCUAGCUGAAAUCAGAUACAUUUCUUAAUUUCAUUUGUAAAAUACUGUGAUUUUAUUAUAAUGAUGAAAUUAUAAAUAAUUAAAUACAUAUAAUUCCCUUU